UCGCCCUACAACGGGCGGAUAUCAACGGGCGAGGUUAUGUAUUUUUGAAAGGAACAGCUUUCUUUGAUUUUAGGGUUCGUCUCGUUUGCCGCUGUUGCUAUCACCGACGAUCUCCACCCUCUCAGCCUGCCGGUGGCGAAUCGAUUCCUGGAUUGUAUAAUCUCUGCCUUGCUCGAUUGGAUUACCAGUAGAAAUAUCACACUAUUUGAGUUGCUAUUGAGGACAGAAGCCUCUAAUUCAGUAGAUUUUCAUCUGAGACCUUGGCAUUCCGAGGUCUACGGUUGCUUCCAGUAUCUAUGCGUGAGAUUUUUGCAUACGUUGGUCGGGGAAUUUUGGUUUAUCUAUUCUGUUUGUGGUAGCGUGCGGUCUUUUUGUUGCCGUUAGGGCUUGCGGGGUUUUUGCUGAUUCAAAUUGCUGGCGGUGGGAGUGGAUCAGUUUUUAGUCAUGAAUUAUCUGAAGACAGAAGAAAGCUGUGUGGAGAACAAGCAAUCCGUAACUGCAUCUUGCUCGUCGAUUUCGGAGGGGAGCUCUGGAUUCUCCACCUUCUCGCCUACUUGCAGUCCCGUGACUUCUUCUCCGAAUCAUAGGAGAACAAGUGGUCCAAUCAGGCGAGCAAAAGGAGGUUGGACACCAAAUGAAGAUGAGACUCUUCGGCAUGCUGUUGAAUUACACAAAGGAAGGAAUUGGAAGAAAAUAGCUGAAUCUGUUCCGGGUAGGACUGAAGUGCAAUGCCUGCAUCGUUGGCAAAAGGUUCUUAAUCCUAAACUUAUCAAAGGACCGUGGACUCCAGAGGAAGAUAAUGUCAUCAUUGAACUUGUUGCGAAGUAUGGGCCAACAAAAUGGUCUGUAAUUGCAGGAUCUCUUCCUGGGAGAAUUGGAAAACAAUGCCGAGAGAGGUGGCAUAAUCAUUUAAAUCCAGAAAUCAGGAAAGAUGCUUGGACUUCUGAGGAGGAGCUUGAACUCAUGAAAGCUCACCUUCAAUAUGGGAAUAAGUGGGCUGAAAUUGCAAAGGUGUUACCUGGAAGGUCUGACAACUCAAUUAAGAAUCACUGGAACAGUUCCUUAAGAAAAAGGUCAGAAGUCUACGUGAAAACCGGUAAAUUUCCACAUAUUCAGAAGUCUGUUAUUCGGAAUGCUGCCAAAGACGGGACAAACUCUGGUGAUACUCAAUUAUUUUUCUGCUCUAGUAAAGAGUUGCACACAAGUGGUAACACUGUGCUAGGAAGUUGUUUAACUGUUCCUCGUAGUCUACCAACAGAGACUCCUAAAGCAGUAAGCCAAAAGGAUGAGGUGUUGACCCUAUCAGCACAAGUUUCAGAAUUAAAUGCCACGCUGGAUAUAGCAGUAAGACUAUCUGAUAGUUCUGAAAUCAAUCUUGUACAGAAUAGAUCUGAAUCAGUUGUAAAUUUAGAUGCCUACAGCUUCAAUGGAGAAGUUCACCGGAAUGAAGAACCCUUUGAAACAAAACUGUUACCAGACUCUGAUAACGUUGGUUUUCUCUGCUACAAACCACCUGAGUUAGAAGAUCUUGGUGCUGCUGCCUUUUCUCCUAUCUUAUUUGGACAUAGAUCAAUGCAACCAACAUCAGAUCAUCAGAUGAUUUCGUCGCCGAUUAGUUAUUCAACCCCUUCUUCUGCGAAUGUUCCGAGAUCUGAACAGCCAAGUGUUGAAUCCAUUUUAAAAGGUGCAGCUAGAAGUUUUCCGAACACACCAUCCAUAAUAAAAAGGAGAAAAGAAGUGCACAUAUCUCUUCCUCCUGAAACCAUGCAUACAAAUGAAAUUAAAAUACAGGAUGAUUGCACUCCAAAAGAAGGAUCAAUCAGUAAACAGUCAAAAUUGUUUACUAGCCCUGUUAAUAUUUCCGGAGGUUCAUUAGAUUAUGGAAAGAAUUUAAAUUUUUCGCCAGUAUAUCAGUUACGGUCGAAGAGAAAGGCAACUUUCAAAUCACUUGAGAAACAGCUUGAUUUUACCAUGGAAGAUGCAGACUUGGAGAGUAAUACCAAAAGUUCAAGCUUAGCAGCUAACAAGAACUCUUGUAGUCCUACAAAUAUGCAGUUUUUGAGCGUGUAGGCAAAGAAGCAGAUGGAUGAGUCUGCUGAGUAUGAGGAACAAUAUUUCUCGUGUAAAGUUGGGUGUGAUCUAAUGCAGAAAUUUUUGAAUAAAGUUGAUCCACAAUUAAUCAUGGAGGCAAAAAAAGGGCUGUAACUUACCCCAAAUAAGGUUUGAAAAUAAAUUUUCUUAUGCUCUAUCCCUUCCUUACAAAAUGUUUUCUUUGAUUUUUCGUACUCGUGAAUCCAACUCCAAAUCACAAUAUUAUGAAAACUCACCUUCAAGCCUUUUCUACUUUGACACUUUUCACUAAUGAUUUUUGUACCUUCAAAUGUAUAUUUCAUUGAGCAAUAAAGAACAAAUUGGAUGGCAGAAUUCUGCCCUUCUGUAUUUUUUGUGCAUAUUAUGUCUUUUGCUUACUGAAACUAUAAUCAGAAAGGCUUUUGUCCAUUUGUCCUCCAUAGCAAAGUACCUGUAGAGAAUAGA
Phalaenopsis equestris is the source of this 2535-nucleotide messenger RNA. Its product is annotated as transcription factor MYB3R-3. The transcript has 8 exons. Gene Ontology annotation, molecular function: DNA-binding transcription factor activity, RNA polymerase II-specific; RNA polymerase II cis-regulatory region sequence-specific DNA binding. Gene Ontology annotation, biological process: regulation of DNA-templated transcription. Gene Ontology annotation, cellular component: nucleus. The record is from RefSeq and is a predicted model, not a curated record. The coding region runs from base 445 to 2070 and encodes 541 amino acids. Lineage: Eukaryota; Viridiplantae; Streptophyta; Magnoliopsida; Asparagales; Orchidaceae.